Messenger RNA from Belonocnema kinseyi, 2003 nucleotides. RefSeq names its product neprilysin-2-like. The transcript has 8 exons. The record is from RefSeq and is a predicted model, not a curated record. Gene Ontology annotation, molecular function: metalloendopeptidase activity. Bases 1 to 1866 code for a protein of 621 amino acids. Gene Ontology annotation, biological process: protein processing. Gene Ontology annotation, cellular component: plasma membrane. NCBI's taxonomy places the organism in Eukaryota, Metazoa, Arthropoda, Insecta, Hymenoptera, Cynipidae.
AUGACACUAAAGCUUUCGAAAAGAAAAUUAAUUACACUGGAAUUUGAAUUGAAUAAGAGGAGAGGAACUCCUCAGAGGAGACAGAGGGUGUUUUCUGAAGCGUGCAACACCAACAGCGUAGCUGGUUCAGAAGGCCCAGGAUGUUUACGUUGGAAACCCUACAAAGCGGUAGUUUAUCCAAGUUCCAGUAUAUCUCUGAGUGAAGAAGAAAGAAGCAAUCAAGCUCCUCUCAAUAACCUAAUGACAGUAAAAGAGCUCACAACAAAAUAUCCGAGUAUUCCCUGGAAAGAAUACUUCAACACAUCGCUCAAUUCGGUGCUUGUAAUUGGUGACGAUGAAAUUAUAAAAAUCGACCAAUUCUAUUUAUUUGAUAAACGCGAAUCUAACGUGAAAGGGUUGAAUGACGAGUUCAACAAAGCCAGGUAUAAGUUUAUGAUUGGCGUGGCUGUUAAUUUUGGUGCAAAUAAAGCUAGGGCUAAAAAAGAAUUGAGGGAAAUUCUCGAAUUCGAAAUGCAGCUGAACAGUAUCGCCCUGACUGAUAAAGAAAGAAACAAUCAAACAGCUCUCAAUAACCUAAUGACAGUGAAAGAGCUCACAAAAAAAUAUCCGAGUAUUCCUUGGAAAGAAUACUUUAACAAAAUGCUUAAUUCGGUGCUCUUGAUUAAAAAAACUCCAAAAAGAGUGGUGGCCAAUUACCUCUGUUGGAAAGCAGUUGAAGACAGUUUAGCUUUCUUACCAGAGAAGCUUCUAAACCUUCAAAUAGACUUUUCAAAUGCUGACUCCGAUACAACUGAAAGUGAAGGGAAAUGGAGAGAAUGUCUCGGGAUGACGAAUAAUAAUGUAUUAAUGGCGAGUGUUGGUGCUUUAUAUGUCAGGAAAUAUUUUACACCAGAAUCUAAGAAAAGUGCAGAAGAGAUAGCAGUAGAUAUUAAACAGCAAUUGAAGAAAGAUCUAAAGAAGGUCGACUGGAUGGACGAAAAAACAAGGGCGGGCGCUUUGGAUAAACUUGAAUCUCUCAAAAUGUUCAUCGGACAUCCUGAUGAAAUUCUCGAUGAUAAGAUUGUUGACGAAUACUACAAGACUUUAGAAAUAACCCCCCAUGAUUACAUUCAAGCACAAUUAAACUUGACCAUUUUCAUGAAAAAUCGUGCAUUCAGUCAACUAAGGAAGCGUGCAGACAAAUCAGAUUGGCCAUGGCUAAUCCACAGUUACACUACUAGAACAUACUCUUAUUAUGAUGAAAAUCUAAACACUAUUGAAAACCCUGCUGGACUUCUGCAAGGCAUUUUCUUUAAUAAAAAUAGACCACAGUACCUGAACUAUGCCGCAUUCGGUUCAUUUCUUUUUGGAAAAGAAAUAACCAAAGCUUUCGAUAAUGAUGGUAGACAAUUUAAUAAAAAUGGAUACCACAAGGAUUGGUGGACACCGGAAACGAAUACCAAAUUCCGUCAGAAAUCUGUUUGCAUUAUUCAGCAGUACGGAAAUUAUAGACUAAAAGAUAGCGGCGUAAAAAUCAAUGGUAACCAAACGAAAGAUAUAAACAUUGCAGACAACGAAGGCGUAAAAAUUUCUUACCUAGCCUAUCAAGAUCGGGUGAAACGUCACGGCACUGAACCAAAAUUGCCUGGAUUAAAAUAUUCCCAAUCACAACUUUUCUGGAUUCAAGCAGCUAUCACACAAUGUGCCAAAGACAGCCCAGCAGAUGUGAAAAACUCCACAUCGGACAAUGCACCUGUCAACCCAAUGAAUUUUCCAUUAGAAUUCCGAGUAACAGGUGCAUUUUCUAACAGGCCAGAAUUUGCAAGCGACUUUAAUUGUCCAGUUGGUUCAAAAAUGAAUCCAGCUAAGAAGUGUUCUGUGUGGUAAAACUAAAAAAAAAACUGUAAAAUGUGAAAACCGUGUUGUCAAAAUUUAGUCUACUGUACUAUACAAGGGUCUUACUGUGAUUUUCCUUGCGAACUACAAAUUAACAAUAUUGUAGGUGAAUACUAGUAAAUUUUUUU